Suncus etruscus (white-toothed pygmy shrew) is the source of this 2591-nucleotide messenger RNA. RefSeq names its product peptidyl-prolyl cis-trans isomerase G-like. The record is from RefSeq and is a predicted model, not a curated record. Gene Ontology annotation, cellular component: nucleus. Gene Ontology annotation, biological process: protein folding; protein peptidyl-prolyl isomerization. Lineage: Eukaryota; Metazoa; Chordata; Mammalia; Eulipotyphla; Soricidae. Gene Ontology annotation, molecular function: peptidyl-prolyl cis-trans isomerase activity.
GCGGUAGAUUUGAAGCGCUUCCAAGCCCGGACCCUGGGAAGAAGCGGGGGCCGGGCAGGCCCGGGGAGCAGGAAGGAGACAAUUGGAUCUGUUUGCCUAGAUUUUUUUUCUCUAUUGAAAGACUGGAAAUUCUGGAGUCAUGGGAAUAAAGGUGCAGCGUCCUCGCUGUUUUUUUUUUUUUUUUGACAUCGCCAUUAAUAAUCAACCAGCUGGAAGAGUUGUCUUUGAAUUAUUUUCUGAUGUGUGUCCCAAAACAUGCGAGAACUUUCGUUGUCUUUGUACAGGUGAAAAAGGGACAGGAAAAUCAACUCAGAAGCCAUUACAUUAUAAAAGUUGUCUCUUUCACAGAGUUGUUAAGGAUUUUAUGGUUCAAGGUGGUGACUUCAGUGAAGGAAAUGGACGAGGAGGGGAAUCUAUUUACGGAGGCUUUUUUGAAGAGAUGCUAACUUUGUUUUUCUCUGACUUUGUUUUUAUUCUUCUAUCUGAUGAUUUUGAAAGAACAACGAAACCAACUCCUCAUUUAGAUGGGCAUCAUGUUGUUUUUGGACAAGUGAUUUCUGGUCAAGAAGGUAUUGAAAACCAGAAAACAGAUGCAGCUAGCAAACCAUUUGCUGAAGUGCGGAUACUCAGUUGUGGAGAGCUAAUUCCCAAAUCUAAAGCAAAGAAAGAGGAAAAGAAAAGGCACAAGUCCUCCUCUUCAUCCUCAUCAUCAUCCAGUGACUCAGAUAGUUCAAGCGAUUCUCAGUCUUCAGAUUCGUCUGAUUCUGAGAGUGCUUCCGAAGAAAAAUCAAAAAAGAGGAAAAAGAAACACAGGAAAAAUUCCCGAAAACACAAGAAAGAAAAGAAGAAGCGAAAGAAAAGCAAGAAAAGUGCAUCUAGUGAAAGUGAGGCUGAAAAUCUUGAAGCACAGCCCCAGUCUACUCUUCGUCCAGAAGAGAUUCCCCCUAUACCUGAAAAUAGAUUCCUAAUGAGAAAAAGUCCUAAAGCUGAUGAAAAAGAAAGAAAAAACAGAGAGAGAGAGAGAGAGAGAGAGUGUAAUCCACCUAACUCCCUGCCUGCUUUAUACCAGAGGCGACUUUUAGUUACAAGGUCUGGCAGGAAAAUUAAAGGAAGAGGACCAAGGCGUUAUCGAACUCCUUCCAGAUCCAGGUCAAGGGAUCCUUUCAGACGUAGUGAAACUCCUCCACAUUGGAGGCAAGAAAUGCAAAGAGCUCAAAGGAUGAGGGUAUCAAGUGGUGAAAGAUGGAUCAAAGGGGAUAAGAGUGAGUUAAAUGAAAUAAAAGAAAAUCAAAGAAGCCCAAUUCGGGUUAAAGACAAAAAAAUAACUGAUCACAGGCAUGUGUCUGAGAGUCCAAACCGAAAAAGUGAAAAGGAAAAGAAAGUCAAAGACCAUAAGUCUGAUAGCAAAGAGAGAGACAUCAGAAGAAAUUCAGAAAAAGAUGAUAAAUAUAAAAACAAGGUGAAAAAAAGAGCCAAAUCUAAGAGUAGAAGUAAGAGCAAAGAGAAAUCAAAGAGUAAUGAAAAAGAUACAAAGCAUAAUAGACAUGAAGAAAAGAGGAUGAGGUCAAGGAGUAAGGAAAGGGAUCAUGAGAACAUUAAAGAAAAAGAAAAAUCUGAUUCUAAAGGAAAAGAACAGGAGAGGAGUAGAAGUAAAGAGAACUCUAAACAGUUAGAAUCAAAGGGUAACGAGCAUGAUCAUAACAAAAGUAAAGAAAAGGAUAGACGUGCCCAGUCUAGGAGUAGAGAACGUGAUACAACUAAAAGCAAACACAGUUAUAAUAGUAGAACAAGGGAACGAAGCCGAAGUAGGGACAGGAGCAGAAGAGUGCGAUCUUGAAGCCAUGACCGAGAUCGCAGCAGGAGCAAGGAGUACCAAGGGUACCAUAGAUACAGAGAGCAGGAGUACAGGCGAAGAGGAAGGUCUAGGAGCCGGGAAAGGAGAGCAACAACAGGAAGAUCUAGAAGUAAAGAUAGGAGGAGGAGGAGGAGAGAUUCGCGAAGUUCAGAGAGAGAAGAGAGUCAAAGCAGAAAUAAAGAAAGAUACAGAAACCAAGAAAGUAAGAGUUCACACAGAAGAGAAAAUUCUGAUGGUGAGAAAAGAACAUACUCAAAAAGUCGUGAUCAUAAUAGCUCAAAUAAUAACAGGGGGCAAAAGGCUGAUAGAGAUCAAAGUCCAUUCUCAAAAGUCAAACAAAGUCAGGACAAUGAAUUAAAGAGCUCCACAUUGAAAAAUGAGGAUGAGAAGACCAGAUCCUCAGUGGAAAAAGAAAACCAAAAAUCAAAGAGUCAAGAAAAUGAACAAGUACAUGAUAAAAAUAAAAAAUUUGAUCAUGAAUCAAGCCCUGGAACAGAUGAAGACAAAAGUGGAUGAGUGAGUUGUGUAAACUUAUUUCAUUCUGUCUCAAAUGUUAAGUUUUAGAGACUUGCUAAUGUAUCUCCUUUAUGUUGUUUUCCUUUCAUUGUUUUUGGGUUGUUUUGUGUUUGUCUUUUUUUUUUUAAUGUGGACUUUAUUGAGUUGAUCUUUUGAUAAUCUGCAACCUGGAUAAUUUGUACUGCUAAAGUUUUAAUAAACUUGAAAUGAGAAAAAAAAA